This is a messenger RNA of Acanthosepion pharaonis, 1803 nucleotides long. The record is from the annotation of a GenBank genome assembly. NCBI's taxonomy places the organism in Eukaryota, Metazoa, Mollusca, Cephalopoda, Sepiida, Sepiidae.
AUGUCUCGAAAAAAAAAAAACGAGAACAGAACAUCAACAUCUCGGAAACCUCGUCUUCGUCCGACGGACGCACCUCGGUCGGACGACGGGCACCAGAUGCUGGCCGCGAACGGACGGGAAACAGUGCCGACGAUGCAACACUUUUCUUUCUUUUUAUGUGCCAUGUCCUUCCAGGACCGCGUGUCUCACGCAUGGCACAUAACUGAUCUAUCUAUCUAUCUAUCUAUCUAUCUCGGUCUAUUUACAUCUAUUUAUCUAUCUCAGUCUAUUCAUAUCUAUCUAUCUAUCUAUUACUGUCUGCUGAUAUCUGUCUAUCUAACUAUCUAUCUAUCUAUCUAUCUAUCUCACUAUUACUGUCUGCUGAUAUCUAUCUAUCUGUCUAUUUCUGUUUGCCGAUAUCUAUCUAUCUAUCUAUCUAUCGAUCUAUCUAUCUCGGUCUGUUUACAUCUAUUUAUCUAUCUCAGUCUAUUCAUAUCUAUCUAUCUAUCUAUCUAUUACUGUCUGCUGAUAUCUGUCUAUCUAACUAUCUAUCUAUCUAUCUAUCUCAGUCUGUUUGCAUCUAUUUAUCUAUCUCAGUCUAUUCACAUCUAUCUAUCUAUCUAUCUAUCUAUCUAUCUAUCUAUCUAUCUAUCUAGCUAUUACUGUCUGCUGAUAUCUAUCUAUCUGUCUAUUUCUGUUUGCCGAUAUCUAUCUAUCUAUCUAUCUAUCUAUCUAUCUAUCUCGGUCUGUUUACAUCUAUUUAUCUAUCUCAGUCUAUUCAUAUCUAUCUAUCUAUCUAUCUAUUACUGUCUGCUGAUAUCUGUCUAUCUAACUAUCUAUCUAUCUAUCUAUCUAUCUAUCUCAGUCUGUUUUCAUCUAUUUAUCUAUCUCAGUCUAUUCACAUCUAUCUAUCUAUCUAUCUAUCUAUCUAUCUAUCUAUCAUACUAUUACUGUCUGCUGAUAUCUAUCUAUCUGUCUAUUUCUGUUUGCCGAUAUCUAUCUAUCUAUCUAUCUAUCUAUCUAUCUAUCUAUCUAUCGAUCUAUCUAUCUCGCUCGCAUUAUGUAAUUCGGAAGUCAAGAAGGCGUUCUUAUACGCGGACAGACAUGGGCAAACAUUUUCUUUCUUUCUAUUUGUUCUUUAUUUCUUUCUUUCUUUUUUUUUUCUUUCUUUCUUUCUUUAUUUCUUUCUUUCUUUAUUUCUUUCUUUCUAUCUUUCUUUAUUUCUUUCUUUCUUUAUUUCUUUUUUUCGAUUUGUCUUCUUUCUUUCAACCAGUUUUUCUUUCAAUCUUCCUAUUUGUUCUUUCUUUCUUUCUUUCUAUUUCUUCUUUCUUUUUUCUUUCUUUCUUUCUUGCUUUCUUUUUUCUUUCUUUUUUUCCAACCAUAUUUCCUUCCUUCCUUCCUUCCUUUCUUUCUUUUUCUUUCUUUCUUUCUUUCUUUCUAUUUGUUCUUUCUUUCUUUUUUCUAUUUGUUCUUUCUUUCUUUCUAUUUGAUAUCUAUUUUCAAACCAGAUUUUCUUUCUUUCUUUCUUUCUUUCUUUCUUUCUUGCUUGCUUUUUUCUUUCUUUUUUUCCAACCAUAUUUUCUUUCUUUCUUCCUUCCUUCCUUUCUAUUUGUUCUUUCUUUUUUCUUUCUUUCUUUCUAUCUUUCUUUCUUGCUUGCUUUCUUUUUUCUUUCUUUUUUCCAACCAUAUUUUCUUCCUUCCUUCCUUCCUUCCUUCCUUCCUUCCUUCCUUCCUUCCUUCCUUCCUUUUUUUCUUUCUUUCUUUCCCAAAUUAUUACUUUCUUUCUUAUUUAUUCUUCAUUCAAUUCUUAAACUGAUCAACUAA